This is a messenger RNA of Tuber aestivum (summer truffle), 6547 nucleotides long. NCBI's taxonomy places the organism in Eukaryota, Fungi, Ascomycota, Pezizomycetes, Pezizales, Tuberaceae. The record is from the annotation of a GenBank genome assembly.
AUCCUAUGUGCCCGUACACGAGCGGCAGAGCCCCAAGUAUUUCCCGGGGAACGCUGAGGAGACUCCCCCGACCACCUUCGGAGUUGUGAAAAGUCUUCAAGCGAAGCUCAAAGCUUGGUGCACUUAUCCCCGCCGAAGCUAACCCCCUCUGUUUUAUUUCAUCUUAUUUUCAUCCCCAAUCCUUCCGAACCCUCCCAAAUAAUAGCCCGUGGAUGGCGUGGUUGUUGUUGGUGGUGGUGGUGAAUCUAUCAUACUGUACUCGAUGGCACUCCUGCAGCGGUGGAGAAGCGGGGACAUUCCGCCCCUAGCAGGACUUCAACCCGGGUUUAUGUGAUUGCGUCAAAGAAUGCGGCCAAUCCCUGGUCCGAACUGGCCCGUUGGUCGGGUGUACCGGUAUGUUAUUUUUUAUUUUAUUUUUUCAUCUAUACAAAUCUAUACGAUACUUGUACCGCACUGUACAGUACUCUAGUCUACCUUAUGGCUGGGUAUAAAAAGUGCUAUAUUCUGCCAUGUUCCAUGAAACAACUCACACAUUGUCCGGCAUUUCUGCCAUACACUCUGAUAAAGCACCGGCAUAACCAUCAGGUCAUCCGGCACAUCUCUGCCGAAGAGAACUUUUCCGAGCCGAGUGCUCCCACACAAUCGUACCCCACUCAUGCCUUCGGGAUAUACGUCAGCCAAGUAGGGUAACCUCUCGGGGUCCCCGUGUCCAUAUUCCCGCUCGGCGAAAGCGAGAUUCCCGCCCCCCUCGCUUGCUGCGCUUUUGAUGUCGGGAUUCCUUCAAAGAAUGCGAGCAGUGCUGUGGCAUCGGGCUGCCCACGAUGGAUCCAACGAUUUCUCAUGUUCACAAAGCGGUAUACUUGGGCUACUAUUGGGCAAUUGAUGUGGUAUGAAUGAAUGAAGUGGAGUUUGUGCCCAGGCCUUUUCCCCGCAUAACAAUCAGUGUUUCUCGCAUAAGGAACCAGUCGUCAUCCCUCUCCCCAAGUUUCACGCAGCGCUUAACCUAUUAUCGACUAGCGUAGUCCAACAUCCAGGGUUGUUUUCGGUCGCAAACACAGUGGGCCCUUGGUUUUCCUAGGCUGGCACUGCAGCCAGAGAGACUGCUGCUCCUGCACGAGCCCAUCCCAUCCUUCCCACCCCUCCUCCCUCCUUCACCCCCCCCAAAGCAAACAACAAGCACUACCGUACCGUACCCUAUCCUGCCCGCCGUGCUUUCCCUCUCUCCACCUAAAAUUCCGUCCGUCAUCAACAGGGCGUGACAGGAGUCUUGGUUAGAGCAGCGGUACCUACGGUACAGGGUCCCUACUCGUCCAGAUCGCCCGUGGCGCCGUUACUCGGCCGUCAUUGCGGAUCUGAAUAGCUUUAUUGGCUUGCAGCGGUGUUGGGCGUUGAGUCGUAUGCAGGACUUGGUGAAAGCAGAAGCAGCAGCAGCAGCGACGCCGAGAGGGGGGGAUAGGGAAGGAAAAUAAAAUAAAGGGAAGCAAGAAUAGGGAGUCGAGGCUCAAGAGAAAGAAAAACAAAAAACAAAAAGAAACAGAAACAGAAAAACAAAAAAAAAAAACCCCCCCAAGCAAGCAUAGGAAGGGAGGUAGAGAAGGAAGCAAAGAAUAGGGAUAAAAAAUAAAUAAAAAAAUAAAAACCAUCUCCAAAGAGAUCGGGAAGUGAGAGAAGGAAAGGGAAAGGGGAAAAAAAAACCCCCCACAAAUCUCGACUGCCGGAGUAUUUUUUUAUUUCUUAUUUUUUACUUCUCCAGCCUAUUUUAUCGCUUUUUUAUUAUUUUUAUUAUUUUAUUCUCUCCAUUCCCGUUCACACGCAUUGGUGUGCGCUCUGCUCAAUUCUCAUUCAUUCGCACCCCCCCCUCCCCCGGUAUCCUUAUUCUGCCCCUCCUGUUCAAUUACUGCAACGAGCACCCGUCGUCCGAUCAUCCAUCAGAGAAAUUUGUGGGCAGUAUCCGUGCCUUUGCGUGGAAGUCUAAACGGCACACCACAUCAGCUGAACAACCAUCCCCCCCCCCCCAACGAAAGAUCCCGAUCCCUUCGUUCUACAUAUCUUUUUUUUGCGGGGAGGGGAGGUGACCUGACCUAACCUACUGUCUGCGGCUUCGAUCUUCUACACUGCUGCUCUUCUGCUGUUACUACCGCAUCUGGCUGGCCCUUGGUUGGCUGUGCGCAGUGUCACCAAUCCCACCGUCAUCGCUCACCUUUUCUCUCAUCCCCUUGCCCGUGCCUGGAUCCUUAGAAUUCCCCAAGCUAGGCUGUCGGAUAGACUGGUAACAUAUCUACAGACGGACGGCCGGGGAAAAAAAUAAAGACGAAAAAAAUAGAAUAAAAACACCUAUUGGCGGUGUUUGGAGCAUUGGAGGCUAGCGUAUGUGUGGGAGAGAAAGGCAGGAAAGACGGGCAGACAGUGUCACUCGGCUCACUUCAACGGAAAUUCAAUUCUCAACUGACGGGCACUCGCCGCAACACUAAGGCGUGCGAGAUACAAUUGAAUUAUCAUUUACGAAGCCUCGACAGUGCAGCUGCCCCACGGAUACAGCGUCUUCACGAUAACCACUUCUUAUAAGCCACAGAUCUCUCGACUCCUCCCAUCUUCCAUCCAACAACAUCUACUCGUUCACCCACCAUCUCAUUGUCUCCGUGACACUUUCAUAGCUCCCGUCGAUCACAAUCCCUUAGAGCAAACGCAGCAUUCGACCAACCAUUUCUCUUGAUUGCCAGUAGCGACCCUAACGACCCCUCUACCACGUCAAAAACAUCCCUCUUUUUCAACCUACACUCUUUACCCCAAAAGUCUGUCGCCAUGAGAAUUAACAGUCUUCUCAAUGAGGGCCCAUCCUCAGACCCCCACACCGUGAAUCUGGGAAAUACAUCCACGUAUAGGGCCGCUCAAUCUAUUCACACGCCCACCGACGUCGGCUUCUCGCUCCACCACAUUUCUCAUGGUACAUCUGGAGUUGAACCUACUUCAUCUCAGUUACCUUUACACUAUUCUCCCCACCAGCAAUCCACUAAUCUUUCUCGGGGCACCAUCUCAUCUCGCAGCUCUUACAGUGGACCUUCGCUGCACUCUUCUACCGCUGCUACCAGCCCCUUGGAAGCACCGAUGCCCCCCAUCUCGGCGACCAACGAUAGGUUAGGGCAUUCCGGUCAGAUACAUGAAACUGCGGAGACAGCUUCCGGGACAGGCUCGUCCUUUCCUGGAAGGACAUUGCCGCCUUUGAUCACCAUGGUUCCCUCUGGUCCUCCCGGUUCGGUUGUGUGUGAUGGUCCACUAUCCCCACACUCCACUGGCCAUUAUCCCCAUCAAACGGGAACAGAAAUAGGUUAUUUUUCAUCAUCUCGUGGAUUUUAUCAAGGUCAAUCUCCACAACAGUCACAGCAAUACCCCCAACCUUUUUUCCCGCAGCAACCGCACGAGCAUGUUCGUAGUAAUGCAUUAAUGAAUUUUGCGGUGGUCGCUACGGAGACUGCCACGCCUGUUGGACGCAAAAACUUUGAAAUGGGGGCCGCUGCUGAGGCCGGCCGCAGACAGAGUGGGGGGCCUUUUGUGGAAGACUCAAUUAGGCGUAAUUCUGCCCCUACUACAAUUACUUCAAGGGAACAAGCCAAUCGGGCCCCGGCCCCCAGGGCGGAUCGGGAAGAGGGAAUGGUGUCCAGCAACAAACCGCUCUUUCUGGACCUUGAGUGAGCCUCCCCCUCUAUAUCUGGUGCUUUUAUCCGCGCUAACAGUUGCGGAAUCAUUUAGUCCUGCGCUGAGACCCCCCUCUGCUGGCUCUGCAGCCUCGACCGGUAGGACUAUCGAAGAAGAUGACCAAGUUGUUCAUAAUAGUUUUCAGGCAAAUGCGGGGGCCUGCCUCACAGGUCAUAAUGCAAGCAUGAGCCACGAAAACACACCUUUGUUUAGGCCAACACCAGAGCCCCAUACACCAACAUUAGCUGACACCAAUUCUACUGAUAUUGGCCCUUCCGCAACCCCGGGGACCGGACCAUUGAAUGUACCUUCACCAUCACCACAGAGUUUUCUGAACGAAGCACCAAAGUGCUCCUAUUGCAAUGUAUGCACCACAGGGUCCCCACUUCGGAAAGUUGUGUCGCACAUUUUUGGCCGGAACAAACUCUCAACCAGACAAAUUCCCAAAAACGUGUGGGUUUAUUACUGCCGCAAACAUUAUCAACGAUCGCGUUACCGCAACCCGAGAGGGUUCGCAAGGCAGCAAGUUAUAUUGGUGAAGCGUCAGUGCGAACGGCUACAACUUUGGGGAGGUGUCAAGGACUGGGUUAUUAAAGUUCGCAGGCGCGAGGAGCUUCGGAUGAACCGGGAGGUGGGUGAAAAUGGCGAAGACGCCGAUGAGGCUGAAGACGACGAAGAAGGCAUGGCAGACGAGGAUCCGGAGCCUAAUGACGGUGGCCCAACCAGCGGUGAAAACAGUAGGCGUAACAGCGCCACUAUCCCAAGACGUCGAAGCUCGGCUGGAGGUGGAAGUAACUGGAUUAUAAGAUAUACCGGUAUGGAAAAAACUAUUGAUGAUAUUUACUUGCUCCUCGGGAAGAUCGAGCUCGAGGUUCAAGAGAAUGGUGGAAAGUUCCCUGAUGUCGAGCUGCUCCCCAAUGUGGAUCUGAGCAUGGCUGCACCUUUUGUUGAGGCCGAGGGUGGGGGCGACGAAGGGGGGAAUGGAAAUUCCGGUGAUAACGACAAACAGGAGGAUGCGGAAGAUGGCGGAGUUUCCGGGCGCAAGGCUGGGAAGAAGCGUAGACGAUCAGAUGGUGGGAGUGGAAGCUCUGGUGGGGAUGAUGGUGGGGGCACUGGGGGUUCCAAGAAGGCCAAAAACAUCCCACCAAAAAAGGGAGAUCGAAAGGGUAAGAAAGGGCCCUCGCACGCAGAAAUUACCUCAGGCCAGGCCUCCACGGGCGCUGGUGGAAGGUUGGAGAAGGCUGAGUUUUCCGGGCCCUUUGGAAUUCAUUCGUCCUCGGGAGAUGUCGGUGUGCCCAAUGAUCAUAAGAGGACACAGAGUGACUUUUGCAAGAGCAGUAUUACUCUUUCUGAAUACCAUGAGCCGAUGCAUCCCGAACAGGUAGUCACACCACCGCCAAGCACCUCUUCUACCGGACGCUCUACUCCCGAGCUUGACGAUCACCAGUCUGCCCGCCAUGGGAAAGGAAGAAGGGGUAGAGGUUCCGUGGCUCAAGACACCUGUGAAGUUCCUUACAACCUUUCCCCUCGCCGCUCUGCCCGCGUGCUUCCGGUCGCAGUUACCACUCCAAUACCACCUAACCUCGCUCAUUGCAACCCUGGAACCGGAACCCCUUCUCCGAGCAACUUUACUCCAAAAGAACUCGCUGCCAUUGCCGGAGAGCCACUCCACAGAUUUGAUUUAAGACGUCCAGAGGCUUUUUGCCUUGGAGGGAUGUUUUCAGAAUCGAGUAGCGGAAUGGGGCCCGAAAAGAGUAAUAUUUCGCUUAGUUUCGAUGGUGGCUCUAGGAGACCUCGAGUUGGGAAGGGCGGUGAUGAAGUAUUUGAAUGCAUCAGAGUUGCUGCUAACGUCUAAUUGAGGAGUUAUUGGCCAUCAUUACCAAAUAGAUUUAUGUAGCUGCAAAUUUUAGUUUCUUUGUUCCUCCUGUACUUCACGGUUUUUGUUUUAUUUCUCCAUAUCUAAGUCUGUGUCUUUCCUUUGGGGUGGUUUUACGGCAUCUGGGGGAACGUAUUACUGGCGUGAAAUUGGGAAAUUUGGUGUUUGAAUUGGUCUGGUCUUGGAUAGGCAUUUCCUGGGUUAUUUGCAAACGGGGAGUUCCAGCCCCGAUAUUAUGACUGCUUCAACUUACGACUUUCACGUUUUACUCUAACCUUUCACUUCACUACUUCAUGUCCCUUCCAUUUACCCGUGCCCUUUUAUCCCCAAAAAGCAUAUCAUACAAAACUUUUGCUGGCUUACUUACUUUUGGCAUUGAGGAAAGGUGCGUUUAUUUUCAUACAUAUUUAUUAUUAUUGAGGUUUAUAAAAAAUAAAAAUAAAAAAAUAAAGGAAUAAAUUUGGAUCGGGGGGAUAUGGGAAAGCAAGGAGUUGAUAUCUUUUUAUGUUCCUUUACUGAUUCUGUCUGUCUAUUAUAUUCUUACUUAUCCUCAUCUCAUCUCUUGGGGAAACAGGGAUCUUCGGGUUUUCUUCUCUUCGGUUCAUCAUCAUUAGGCUCGGGAGUUAUGAUUUUGAGAUUUGUUUGUUUGAACCGUGGUUUCUAAUGGAUGAGGUGUUGGUCUCAUUUCAAUGGAGAGUAGAUGUAGAGAAUAUACAACAGUGUUCCAGUGGCCCCCUUAUGAGUGUCGCCGGAGCGUGCUGUAUGCUGUCCAUACCUUUUUUUUCUUCUAACUAUCACACUUGUUUGUGGCAAUGCGCAUAUUUCCAUUUAACCCAUGACACUCACCCUUAGCUUCCUCCCGUCCAUUUCUCCCUUCCUCCACCAUCCAUCAAUUCAUUCACCAAUCAAUCAGAUGAAUUUGAAUGCACUUGAGUGGAGGAAAAUUAUGCUCGUGCGCAUAAGGUUCUUGAAAGUCUU